Molecule: messenger RNA, 2066 nt
Organism: Amyelois transitella
Lineage: Eukaryota; Metazoa; Arthropoda; Insecta; Lepidoptera; Pyralidae
Product: carboxypeptidase B
Exons: 7
Coding region: 196-1482 (428 amino acids)
Biological process (GO): proteolysis
Molecular function (GO): zinc ion binding; metallocarboxypeptidase activity
Source: RefSeq, a predicted model, not a curated record
GGAGUACCGUUAAUGCUCUGGCCUGGAUGAACUCGAUCUCGAGAAUACCUGCCAGUGCGCGGUUAACUUUUAAAAAGUGCGCGCGUUUCGUGACAUCUCCUGCGCGCGCGCAAUCUUACGUUUAUACGAUAAAUUAAUUUUUAGUUAUUACAAGAUUAUAUCACUCUCCAAUAAGAAUUUUUGUAAUUGUUUGUUAUGGCGCGUCGGUCUGUGUUAGUGUGUGGUAUUUUACUACUAUUGGAAAUCUGCAAUGGAAAUCAAGAUUAUAAUAACUAUACUCUUAUAAAAAUCAACCCUUACAACGAUGAACAAGUAUUGGUUGCAAAUGCUAUAAAUGCUACGGGCAUAGAGAUACUAAAAAAUAGCAGAGGACUAAAUGACACUGUAGAUUUGCUUGUUCCACCAAGUCGUGUAAACUACACGAGGUCUUAUGCAGAAGAAAACAAGCUAGGAUUUGAAGUAAAACAAGAGAACUAUGGCAGAAGUUUUCAAGAACUGGGUCCUCCCGAAUCUGACGAACUCAAUCGUACAGUACGUACAGCUAGAAGACGUUACCAGAAGUCUUUCCACCUUUUUGAGUACAACUCUUAUCCAUCAAUUUUGGAGUUUCAAGAGACGGUAGCCAGACGGAGACCAGACCUGGUGCAGGUGGAAGACGUCGGAAGAAGCUACGAAGGACGAAGGAUAAAGCUGGUCAAGAUAUCUGCUAACCCAGAGGCUCAAAACCCCAUCAUCUUUAUUGAUGCAGGUAUACACGCAAGAGAAUGGGUAGCACCGGCCAUGGCCCUGUACCUUAUACACCGGCUGUCCAGUGAUCCUGACGUGCGUCAGAAUGUUCUAGACGGAGUCGACUGGUACAUACUGCCGGUUGUCAAUCCUGACGGCUACGAGUUCACGCGCUCUAGCGCAGCUCAUCGACUGUGGAGGAAAACAAGGUCACAAACCGUUAACUCAUGUUAUGGCGUCGAUGGAAACAGAAAUUAUGGCUUUAAGUGGGCCGUCAGUGGCGUCUCCACUAAUCCUUGCGACGGCGAGACCUACGCAGGACCUAAACCAUUCUCCGAGCCCGAGACUCAGAUUGUCCGUAAUAUCAUGAUGAAAAAUGCCGAUCGAAUGAAGCUGUACGUUUCUUUACACUCUUACGGCAAUUUCCUUGUAUACCCAUGGGGUUACACUGGCGAUUUCUUACCAAAACAGUGGAGGAAACUAGACUCCUUAGCGAGAUCUGUGUCGAAUGCGGUGCAGAAGGCAGGAGGGAAACCUUUAACGGUUUUAAGCGCUGGAAAGUGGUAUCCGGCGGCUGGAGGCAGCGAUGAUUUCGCUUUUGGCGCAGUUGGCGUCCCUUACUCCUAUACUAUGGAAUUGACUGAUGGAUAUGAAUUUACGUUCCCAGCAAGAUUACUCAAAAAUGUACUGCCACAGUUUUACGAAGGUUUUAAAGUAUUUGGAAAAAGCAUCAAACAAGAGUUCGGAUCUAGCUAGAGUUUAAUAUACUUAGAAAAUUGUUUGUAUGUCGGAAAUAAAAAUGUUACGAGUUAUUUCUUUUAAGGAAAAUUGAAUAACGGUAAUACCUAUUUUAUUGUUUUAUUUAUUUCUCAAAAUUUGUUUUACUCUUUGGUACUUUUAGGACUUGCUUUUGCAACAUACGCUAGUUGAAGUAGACCUUAUGAAACCGGGUCCAUUAUGAAAUUUUGUUUUUCAUUAUUAUUAGUCAUUAAUGGUAAGAUAAAAAUUCAUAUAUACCGUGAAGUUCCCAGCAUUUUAGAAUAGAGCCACUCCAUAUCAUUCCCAUGGAUGUCGUAAAAGGCGACUAGGCUGAUAAACUUGAGAUUCUUCUUGUAGGCGAUGUCUUGUGCCUGCCACCAUUUAAAUCUUAAUUCCAUCAUUAUGUCAUACAGCUGAGCGGGGUAUUAUAGGCUAUUCAAAACUGUUGGUUCUGCCUACUCCGCAAGGAAUAUAGACGUGACGAUAUGUUUAUAAAUAUAUAUUAAUGUUAGCUUUCAUUAUAAACAUACAACCAGAGGAUACGGCGUUCUUUUUAAAAACAAAAAAAAUCAUGUUUUAAU